Molecule: messenger RNA, 807 nt
Organism: Nannizzia gypsea CBS 118893
Lineage: Eukaryota; Fungi; Ascomycota; Eurotiomycetes; Onygenales; Arthrodermataceae
Product: haloacid dehalogenase
Exons: 1
Coding region: 1-807 (268 amino acids)
Source: RefSeq, a predicted model, not a curated record
AUGGACAGCAAACGCCCCUUGAGCUCGUUCCGUCUUCUUUCAUUUGAUAUAUUCGGCACGCUGAUCGACUGGGAGACCGGGGUUUACGAAGCCCUCAAGCCUCUAGUCCAACGGUUGGAUGACUCCAAUCUCCUGAAGACCGAUCGAAAGAAGCUUGGAGACUUGUACAGUAAACAUGAACGAGCUGUUCAAAUGAGUAACCCCGGACUAGCUUACAACUUGGUUACCAAGGCGGCUUACGAGAGUCUGGCAAGGGAGAUACAGUCUCUCCCGACACCAGAACACCUCCUAGAAGAAGAAUCAACGGCAUUCGGCAGCAGUGUCAGCCGCUGGCCCCCCUUUCCCGACACCGUGGCCGCCAUGCGCCGGCUGAAGCAGAAAGGGUACAAGCUCGUCCCACUGUCGAACGUGGACCGCAGCUCCUUCUCCAACACGCUGGCCGGGCCGAUGGCAGGGCUGCGGGAGGGGCUAGCACCGGACGAGCCCUUUUUCGACGCCAUCUACACGGCACAGGAUGUUGGAUCGUACAAGCCAGACCUGCGCAACUUCGAGUAUCUGGUUUCACACGUCAAGUCCGAGUUUGGCAUCGAGGCCGCGGACAUCCUUCAUGUCGCGCAGGGCCUGCACCACGACCAUGAGCCGGCGAAGAAGAUGGGUCUUAAUAGCGUCUGGAUCGCGAGAGGCAGCGGAUCGAGCAGCAUGGGAACCGAUGUGUCCGAGUAUCUCGAGGGAGGAAAAGUAGCCUUUGGAUGGCGGUUUGACGACCUGGCGGGGCUGGCGGACGCGGUUGAGGCUUCACCACUGUAG